Molecule: messenger RNA, 1086 nt
Organism: Miscanthus lutarioriparius
Lineage: Eukaryota; Viridiplantae; Streptophyta; Magnoliopsida; Poales; Poaceae
Source: the annotation of a GenBank genome assembly
AUGACGCUUAGACUCUUGGCCGAAGUGAGCCCCCAGGACUUGCUAGUAUCUCUUUCCGAGCUCCAAACCAAUUUGCACGGUUACAUCAAGUCCAUGGCUCUCAAGUGCGCAGUGGAUCUCAGCAUCCCCGACAUCAUCCACCGCCGCGGUGGGGCUGCAACUCUAGCCGACAUCGCAGCCGACACCAAGAUACAUCCAGCCAAGGUGCCACACCUCCGGCACGUGAUGGAAGUACUCAGCACUACGGGCAUCUUCACUGCCACCGCGGGUAAAGACAGCGGUGAUGCCGUGUACGGGUUAACCACGGCGUGCCGCUUCCUCGUCGGAUAUCUCAACCUGUCCCCUAUGGUGCCGUUCUUGGUGAGUCCUCUCGUCGUAUCUUCCUUCUUCAGCAUGUCUGACUGGUUACGAAAGGAGCCGGCUGCUGCCGGGUCACUCUUCGAGCUGGCGCACGGCUGCUCCCAGUCGGAGAUGGCAAACCAGGAUGCCGCGUUUAGCAGCCUCCUGAACGACUCCGUGGCCGCUGAUAGCCAGCUCUUCCUCGAGGUUGUUAUUAUGGACAAGGACCGUAUCUUUCGCGGGCUGAGCUCGCUGGUCGAUGUUGGUGGCGGCCAUGGCGCGGCCGCGCAGGUCAUAGCGAGGGCGUUUCCACGCAUUAAGUGUACGGUGCUGGACCUUGCUCACGUCGUCAGCCAGGCAACCGCCAGUGAUGGUAACAUGCAUUUCAUCGCAGGUGACAUGUUUGAGUCCAUUCCAUCGGCUGACGCUGUCUUCCUCAAGAACAUUUUACAUGAUUGGAGCGAUGAAAAUUGUGUCAAGAUACUUCAACGUUGCAAGCAAGCCAUUCCUUCUAGAACUGCAGGAGGAAAGGUGAUAAUCAUAGAGAUGGUGAGAGGAUCGUCACAGGGAGAUAGCAAAAUCAACGAGAUGGAAGUCAUACGGAACAUGUUCAUGUUGAGUAUCAACGGGGUGGAACGAGACAUAAAUGAAUGGAAAAAGAUCUUUUCUGAUGCUGGAUUCAGUGACGAUUACAAAAUCAUGCCAGUACUGGGCCCCUUUUCAGUAAUCGAGAUCUACCCUUCAUAA